UCAAGGAAAAUUGAAAACGUCAAGCUGCCGGAAACUCGUAUGAUGACGGAUCAUCCCCCAGACCUGUCAAUCGCUCAUUUAUGCCUAUAUCUUCUUCACCGUGAUUCUUUGGCUCCUAACUUCUUACUGAAAUGAUCAGGGAUUUGAAGUCCGACAUACUAUGUCCCGCGAUGCUGAUGCUCUUGCGGAGUUCUUGGCAGAUUUUAAGGACUGCAAGAGCAUUGUCGACUUGGUCGAGCAUCCACGAAAAGGAUGCCAUACCAUAGUCGCUGUGCUGUCUGCUCAAAUUGUUGGCUUGGCAAUGAUUGAGGAGACCGUUCCUGUGGAAGCUCUGACAACGCAGUUUUGCGUCAAGUCCUUCAUCAAUCUGGAACAUCACCCUCCAGCAAACCAAGCGUGCGUUACUCUUUUGGCACUGAGUCCAAUUUUUCGUCAUCGCAGAAGACUAUUCCUGAGAGAGAUCAUGCGCCAGACAGAGAAAACGCUGCUCUACUGCCCCAUUUUUCCAGACCAGGAUCUUCCCGACGUUAUUGAAGACAUGCUGCUAAUUCCCGCAAGACAACACGUUUAUAUGAGCCCCUCUCAGAAGUGGGGCAGACAUCCCGAGACUAUUGGACCGUCCAAAAGAGCCUUACGGCGAGGGUCAGUUGCAAACUUCUCACCAAGGGGACUAUUUUCCGGAUUCGACUGUGCGCUUUACUUCACCACUCACAGGCUUACAAGCAGGCACAGGAUUCCUGUCAACUCGAAAAUUUUAGUUGCCGGUGCGUCGCGCACCGCGGAGGCUUUUCUUCACAAGCUCAUUGCGAAUCCUCUGAUGCAGUUUACAAACGUCACGUUGGUAUCUCCGUGCGGUUUUAUGGGAUUCUCGUCGUCAGCAGCUUCCAUUCUCGACGUAGAAUCAGGCCCGGCACGGUGCUUCAGUAAGCUCGGGAUUGAUUGCCAGGUCGGACUAAAGUCGUCUCUCGUGACUGACUUCGACAGAGAAGCGCAGACGAUAACACUCAAGAACGGGGAAGUUCUAUCGUAUGAUCUCUUCAUUAUGACAACCGGGAUGCAAGACCAGACGGGGUGCAAGCUUGGGAUCAGUGCAGUGAAGGAAGUUAUCCGGGCGGAUGAGUUCCUUGCGAGGCUGGACGUCAUUACAGGGUCACUUGAGAAGCUUAAAGUCCCCCGCGAAGUCCUUGUCGACGGUGAAGGUCACGCAGUGGUUUACGGCUCCACUUUAGAAGCUUUCUACGUUAUCCAGCUCUUGCUUUCCAGAGGACUGAGGGGAUCGAACAUCGUACUGUGCCACGCUGAGAAGAAGUUGACGAACAAGUACGUCCACGGGGAUGCAAACAUUUUGAGUUGUUUGCUGGAGGAGCUGGCUUGGUGUCAAGUAGCUGUCAAGUCGGGUUUGAAGCUUGUUGGAGUCACUACGAACGAGUCCGGAAGUUUGAAGGCAGCGAAGUUUGAAGCUCAGGGUGAAGAAGAGGACGAGAAAAUCCACCACGAGCUCCCGUGUUGUCUCUUGGUGACCUGCGAGCGGAAGCAAGUCGACAUCCCUCUUUUCAACGUGAUGAGAAGGGAGAACAUCAUAUUUGAUGGACGUGUGAUUGUGGACGGAAAGUUUCAAACGAAUGACCCACUCAUUUAUGCUGCUGGGACUGCUUGCAAGUUUAGCCGAAACUGUGGAAAGCUGCCGAAGCUUGAGACUUUCUGUUCCCAAGAGGUUGGCGAAGCUUUGGCAGCAUCACUGAUCUCCCGGUUCAACAGUCAUCUCCCAGAUGUAGGCAAGCUAUGGCUGAGCUAUCUACCGUGGUUUCCUGAGAAAACGAAGGAUUGCGGUGGCGGGAAGAAGUGGCCUGCGCCAGUUACGCCACUCUUGGGCCGACCGAAAUGCACUGGUGGAAUUCUCCCUGGCGGCGUUCAGCUUUUCAGCAUUGUGCUUCCCAGUUGUCACACUACGAACUGGGACGACUUGCGGAUCUACUCCAUGCUAACCAAGUUCAGCAACUUCUACGCGAGAGUGGACAUCGCAGAGAACAAGCAGCUCGCCAGGAUCCUCUACGCCGGGAAGGUGAAGGCAGACGCUUGGAAAUUCAGCCAAGUCGUCGGGCUUCCAGUGUCUCUUCUCAACAGUCUUCCGAGAAGAUAUAGCGACGGAAGCUUGAAUGACAUCAUGAACUUCCUCUUGCAACCGUGGUCAUCAGUGCUCUUCCACGACGAUUUCCUCCCCUUCUACACAAACCUGACGCAGAACGUUGUUGACACAAGCAAGAGCCACCCGAAAGGAGGGCCUGACGUCUCCUCGUUUGAGAGCUGCGACAAGAUCGACCCGGAGCUGGCGGAAGCAAUCUCCAGGCUGGUGAGAAAGGAACUCCUCAAGUUCAUCGAGAAGCAUCGGCUGGAGCUACCGAUGUACACUCUCCCGCGGAAGAAGGUGGACCUGCGGCUGCUGCUUCCUAGAGUUAUUUCCUCGGACGACGUAGAGGUGGUGGAGAAGAAGAAGCAGACGGCCGCGGCGGUGGCAGCAGCUGCAUCGGCAGCACUUGUCACUGCCUCAGACCUCAUCAACACCGCAUUCGAGCAGCUGAUCCAGAAGGCCGAGACCGAGGAGCGGGACAAGAAGACGAUCAAAGAGAUUGUUGGUCAGCUGGUGCAAGGGAUGGAGGAGCUCAAACCGGUGCUGCUCACGCUCAGGGGAGAGGGAUACAUUGGGCCGACUGUGGAUCAUCUUAUCAAGGAGAUCGAUAAGAAGGUACUGUCCAUUUCCGUGUGGGACGAGAGCUUGGAUCUGGAAGGCAGGGAAGACGAAGAACAGAUCAAACGAGCCAUUCAAGGGAUGAUUGGGCUGUUAGAGCAGUCAUCUCCCGUCAUGCUGGCUCUAGAUCGAGUAGACUGACAUGCAUUGUGUUUAUAUAAUCACAAGAUAUUUUGUCACUAUAUUUAUAUUGUAUAACUGUUAGAUACAUAUUUUAAAAAACACUAUUAUAUAAUUGUAA
Molecule: messenger RNA, 2987 nt
Organism: Selaginella moellendorffii
Lineage: Eukaryota; Viridiplantae; Streptophyta; Lycopodiopsida; Selaginellales; Selaginellaceae
Product: cilia- and flagella-associated protein 61
Exons: 5
Coding region: 161-2887 (908 amino acids)
Source: RefSeq, a predicted model, not a curated record